Molecule: messenger RNA, 5525 nt
Organism: Zeugodacus cucurbitae (melon fly)
Lineage: Eukaryota; Metazoa; Arthropoda; Insecta; Diptera; Tephritidae
Gene: polybromo
Product: protein polybromo-1
Exons: 3
Coding region: 99-5084 (1661 amino acids)
Biological process (GO): chromatin remodeling
Cellular component (GO): RSC-type complex
Molecular function (GO): protein binding; chromatin binding
Source: RefSeq, a predicted model, not a curated record
UGUGGCAACACUAUAAAAUGCAAGAAAAUCAUUUAUAAAUUGACUUGUGUAUUACAUGUUUGGUGUGAUUUCGUGUUAAAUUUCAAUAAAUUUAAAAGAUGAUGAGCCGUAAAAGACGUGCUAGUUCGAUAUCCAGUAAGCAGGAUGAGGAUCCUUUACAAAUGGAUGAUUCUACACCGGAGCAAUCGCCAGUUCUACAAACUUCAGUACGUAAAAAACGCCGGCCAGACCCAAGUGAAUUGUGCCAGCAGCUGUACGAUUCAAUACGAAGCAUUAAAAAAGAAGAUGGCGCAUCACUGUGCGACACAUUUAUACGUGCGCCAAAAAGACGGCAGGAGCCCUCUUAUUACGAUAUAGUUACCAAUCCUAUUGAUUUACUUAAAAUUCAACAGAAAUUGAAAACAGAUUCAUAUGACGAUAUAGAUGAUUUGAUGCAAGAUUUCGAACUUUUGGUGAAGAAUGCUAAGGCAUUCUACAAGCCGGACACAGUUGAGCAUCAGGAUGCGCAAGCACUUUGGCAGUAUAUACUUGUUAGUAAACAUAGAAUAUUGGAUUCCAAUGGUAUUGUAGAAGAAGAACCUAGAACAAAACGUCUCUCCCGGAAUCCCAGACGUUUGACUGGUUCCACCAGUAACAAUGGUUCAAUCGAAGUUGAUAACGAAUCUACACGUCUUGAUGAUGAUGUGAAUCCCUACGAAGAGCUUUUUGCCGUAGUCAUGAACGCUGGGGAUCCGACCAUGGGUGAUCGACCUCUUCAUCGGAUGUUCCUUUUACUACCGUCUAAAAAAAUGUAUCCCGAUUAUUACGAUGUUAUUGAACAUCCAAUAGAUUUAAGAUUAAUAGCUACUAAAAUUCAAAUGAAUGCAUAUUCGAGUCUUGUAGAAAUGGAACGCGAUCUUUUACAAAUGACAAAGAAUGCUUGUCAAUUUAAUGAACCCGGUUCACAAAUCUAUAAGGAUGCAAAAACUUUAAAACGUCUUUUUACACAAAGGCGUAUGGAAAUUGAGAGUGGUAAAAUCAAACCAUCACGUCGCGUAAAAACAUUAUCAAGUGCAGCAAUUUCUGCUAUGAAGGAAGAAGUUGAUAGUUCUGAUGACGAAGAAACAAGCAAAAAAGGUGAAGGACCCAUGUGGGCACUUUUUGAUCAUUUAUAUAAUGCGCCCGGUUCUUCGGAACAUCCUGGCGCAACAGGUCCCCCGUUGGGUACAUCAUUAUGGAAACUACCAGUACGUCGUUUUCAUCCCGAGUACUUUGAACUCAUCAAACGCCCUAUAUCGAUGUGUCAAAUACAUACUAAACUAAAGAAAGGAGAUUACGCUAAUAUUAGCGAUCUUACGGCUGAUCUCUGUCUUAUGUUAGAUAAUGCAAAGAAAGCCUUUCCACCAUCCCAUCGUACGCACAAGGAUGCAGUAAAGAUGUUAAAAAUCAUGAAUACUAAGUUAGUUGAAGAGUCGCUUGAACCGGAAACUAGCGAUAUGGAUGAUGACGGUGAUAUUGAUGGAGACGCGGAGGAUACAUUGAUAAGCAAUCGUGACACACCACGCGAGAAGAAGAAAGGCCGCCCACGUAUCAAUUCUAAUAACACAAGUGCGCCCAAUACACCACUCAGUAAUUCACCAAAGGCCAGUAGGAUUCCAAUAAAUGCUGUUAUAAAGAAAAAAAUCUUAAGCAUACAAAAGUAUUUGGUUGACUUCACGCUUGGAAAUCGCAGGCCCAUUGAAUUGUUUAUGGAGAAACCACCCAGGAAAGUUUACCCCGACUACUAUGACAUUAUACAAAAUCCCAUUGAUAUGAACACAAUUGAACAUAACAUACGUUGUGACAAAUAUGCCACAGUGGAAGAUGUAGUGGCGGAUUACCGCCUCAUGUUUUCCAAUUGUAGACAAUAUAAUGAAGAGGGCUCCACAAUAUAUGAAGAUGCGAAUAAUUUAGAGCGAGCAUUGAAUGAGAAACUAAGAGAAUUCCCUGGCUUAGCGGACAUUAAGAAGCCGCCACAGAAAUUGGGCAAACCCAGUGGACGCAGAAAAACUGUUGUUGUUGAUAAAUUGUGGCAGUUUUAUGAGAAUAUAAGGGAAUAUCAAGAACCGAAAGGAAAGCGACAAUUGUCUUUAAUAUUCACCAAGCUGCCAUCUAAGGGUGAGUACCCGGAUUACUAUGAUAUUAUAAAGGAACCAAUCGAUAUGGAGCGUAUUGCGCAAAAACUAAAACAAGGCACUUACGAGAGCGUAGAUGAGUUGGCAGCUGACUUUUUAUUGAUGCUUGAGAAUGCUUGCAAGUACAAUGAGCCAGACUCACAGAUAUACAAAGAUGCGCUUGUAUUACAGCAAUUGACACUCCAGUUGAAACAGAGCUUACGAAAUGAACAAUCUUCUACACCAGAUGUAUCACUGGCUGUACAAGAAGUGUUACUCAGCUUGUUUACCCAGUUGUACAAUCACCAAGAUGAGGCUGGACGAUGCUAUUCGGACUCCUUAGCUGAGGUCCCAGAAUAUGAUGAACUUACAGAUGGCACCGGUAAAAUGAGUAAAAUUCGUGGAAUUUCAUUAGAUUUAAUAAAACGACGUUUGGAUAAACUGACCUAUAAGCGUUUAGAUAUUUUUCAAGAAGAUAUCUUUUCAUGUCUCGAAAGAGCACGACGUUUAUCCCGUACGGAUUCUGACGUAUUCCAGGAUUCAAUUGAACUCCAGAUGUUCUUCAUAAAAAAGCGUGAUGAAUUGUGCAAAGAUACCUUCAGCUCACCAGCGCUACUCUACACGGCACAGAAUUUAGCUGCGGAGGUGGAGAUAAUGCGUCAACAGAAAGUCGCGCAAGAAGAUCAAGACCAGGAGGACAAAGACGAUUUGGAUACUGCUGCAAUGCAAGGCGAAAGUAUGACCAUCAAUCAGAAAGUAUUUUCGCCUGGAGAUUUUGUCUACUUUCAGCUGCCAGAGAAUAAAAUACCCAGCAUUGCAUACAUUGAACGCCUUUGGACAACAUCAGAUAAUGUGAAGUGGAUGCACGGUUCGGUGUUCUUACGUCCACACGAAACGUAUCAUGUGACAACGCGUAAAUUUCUCGAAAUGGAGGUGUUUAAGAGCAGCGUGUCUCAGACAAUACCGAUGGACAAGGUGCUUGGCAAGUGUUAUAUAAUGCACAUUAAAGAUUAUAUUAAAAUGCGUCCAGAAGGCUACGCAGAUAAGGAUGUAUUUGUGUGUGAAUCACGGUAUAACGGUCGUGCACGUUGUUUCAAAAAAUUCAAAAUUUGGCCUUUCGUACGCGAAAACGAUCCCGUACGUUUUGUUGCCAGAGAGGAGCCUUUAGAACUACGCAGAGUUAUGUCGGUAUUUAAAGAACGCAUUGAGAAACAUAAAGGCGAAUUGGAAGAGCUUAAAUUACAAGAAGCAUUAGUGGAGAAGGAAAAGCCGAACGUUGUAUGCGAUGCACCACCGAUAAAUGCAGAGCCGAACAGCGUUUACUAUCAGCAAUUUAACACGAUUUGCAGUGGCGCGGUUAAAAUCGGCGAUUUCGUAUAUGUGGCUACGCAAAGUGGCAAACAGUCGAUUGCACAAAUUCAUCAAAUAUGGGAAAACGGUACUAAAUCAUAUUUUAAAGGACCCUGGCUCUUGACGCCCAGCGAGAUAGUAUCGCCAUCAAACAAACAAUUUUAUCGCCAAGAACUUUUACUAUCGACCGUUGAGGAUGUUAGCCCAUUAAUUGCCAUUGUUGGACGCUGUGCUGUUUUGGAAUAUACCGAUUACAUAAGUAGUCGUCCGACUGAGAUACCAGAGUGCGAUGUCUACAUUUGUGAGUCUGUUUACGACGAAUUAAGGAAGUCAUUACGUAAACUCAACACACCUGGCGGCCUACGUAAAUUCCAACAUAGUUCGGCAGUGACACAGGAUGAGAUAUUCCAUUUUAAAACUCCUAUCAAGCCAAUUAAAGAUGUAAAAGGUGCUGAAGCCCAGGAAAAUUUGGCUUUGCUUGAGGACUCGCUAGACGGUAAUCCACCGUCAGUCAAUUCGGAUAUAGCAGCAAUAUCAUCGCCUGCACCUUCUGUAUCGUCUACACCGAUAUCGUCGAAAGUCAAAAACAAAACAACUAAAAAGAGCCUUACCGGUUAUAUACUUUAUUCCAGUGAGGUGCGCAAAGGUAUUAGCCAGAGUAAUCCAGAUGCUUCAUUUGGCGAUAUUUCACGUAUGGUGGGCACGGAAUGGAAGAAUUUGCCGGCAAGUGUCAAACAGAGUUGGGAAGAUCGUGCUUGCCGCUUAAAUGAGGAGUCAGCUGCACGCCGUGAAAUAGAUGAAAGUUUAAAUUGUGCUGGUGGUGCUGCAAGCGGUAGCCCCGGACCGAACGAUCAGCAGAAUGGUCAUAUAUUUGAAUGCCUCUGGGAUAAAUGCGAUUAUCAAUUUGAAGAUGCUGUCGACUGUAUGGAGCAUUGCAUACAAGAUGGCAUCGGUCACAUUCAACGCACCGCAAUGCAAGGCAACGAUACUGAAUUCACUUGCUUAUGGCGCAAUUGCAUUCGCAUGAAGAAGAAUAUGCAGGCAUUUCCGUCACUGUCGCGUCUCAUUAAACAUGUACGUGAGGUACAUUUAAAUAAAGGCGGUAAAAUUCUACUACCAAAUGAACGCAGCAAAAAUUUUGUACCAAGAAAAAAUCAAAAAACUACACAAGUCAUGCAGCUAAAUACACAAUCACAUCAAGUGACAUCACAUUCGGUUAUGUCACCACGUGGUGCCAGUGGCAAUGGGGUUGAGAAUGGUGCUGUGUCACAGUAUCCAAUGCAGGUUUUGGGACCACCGCCAGAGCCAAUGUUUGUAACAGUGCCACCGAGGCCUCAACGCGUACUGCAUUCCGAGGCAUAUAUUAAAUACAUUGAGAAUUUGCAAAACACAUCAAACUCACCACAGAAGCCUACGUGGAAGAGUGCAGUGAAGACGGCAACUCCGGCCAAUGUGUCCAUUAAGCCGGGUACCGCAUUGCCUGCCAAUUGGUUGGGCAAAUAUGCUGAGGGAAAUACUACUGACGAUGUUGUGACAGCACUAUGUCAUUUGCGCAAUUUCAUGAUGGACGAUGCACUACAAAUUAAACGUAGUUGCUACUAAGUAUAUUAUUUUUGACCAUAAAAACACCAUUAUCAUAUGGAACACAUAUUUUAAUUAAUAAUAAUAUUGUAAUUUGGCCUCGUACAUAUAUAAUAAUGUAUGCAUGUGGUUAAGAAACUGCUAAAAUACAUUUUUUGUAUUACGAGCUAUUUUCAUUUGCGUUUAGCGAAAAAUACAAACAACAGUUUUUUUUCAACAGAUCGUUAUUUGACAUACAUAUUCACAUUUUUUAUAUACAGAUAUAAUGGUUACUACCGAAUUCCUAAACAUUUACUUAUACUAUAUAUACAAAAUUGACAUGGUUUUUACCUAUUAUACUUUCAUAUUGACAAUUUGUUACUUUUAAAACAUUAAUUCAUUUACUAUUAUUGAUAUUUCCACAUUAGUAAAUAUGUAGUGUAUACAUAUGUGCAAAUAUCGUAUUUUACUUAUUCAAUAAUG